CUUUUUUCUAUUUUUUUGUUUGUUUUUAUCGCACCCAUCUGAGGUUCGCGUUCAGUGGAUGGAGUAAUGAGUUCAGGAAGUGUGGUUCGGGUGCGUUUUUGAAUAGGUGGCCUGAUGGUGGAAUCGCGGGACGGAAAUGCUCGAUUUCGCUUGGCGGUUCUAACGGAACUUGUUGGCGGGGCACUGGGCAAUGCUUUGGAGGCGAAGUAUCGGUAGGUUGUGUUGCUGUAUCUUUCUCUCUAGUUGUCAAGUUGGUUAUCACGUCUGUCUAACACACAGACGGUCGCCAGUUCGAAUCUGGCAGGAAUCAAUUUUUUUGCCCCGGUCAGGUUUUUUCGGAGAAUCAAAAUUAGCCAAUAGAAUUUUUAUUUUUUUCAUUCCCUUGUUUUGUUAAACUUUCCUUCAAUUUGCAAGCUUAUGUACAGUAUGCUUAGUUACAUAAAAAUAAAUUAAAGAAAAAGAAAAUCACAUUGUCAAAGAUGGA
This is a messenger RNA of Radiomyces spectabilis, 484 nucleotides long. RefSeq lists its product as uncharacterized. The record is from RefSeq and is a predicted model, not a curated record. Bases 191 to 394 code for a protein of 67 amino acids. Lineage: Eukaryota; Fungi; Mucoromycota; Mucoromycetes; Mucorales; Radiomycetaceae. The transcript is spliced from 3 exons.